Molecule: messenger RNA, 2362 nt
Organism: Anarrhichthys ocellatus (wolf-eel)
Lineage: Eukaryota; Metazoa; Chordata; Actinopteri; Perciformes; Anarhichadidae
Product: protocadherin alpha-8-like
Exons: 1
Biological process (GO): homophilic cell-cell adhesion
Cellular component (GO): plasma membrane
Molecular function (GO): calcium ion binding
Source: RefSeq, a predicted model, not a curated record
UCUACAGCAGCUACGCCUUGCUCUCUGCUAUUCUCUCACUGCCUGUCUCUCCUCUGGGUUGUCAUGCACAAACAAACUCCUAACUAUGAUAUAUUUCCUUUGAUUAUGACCACUGUCCAUGGUGCUGAAAAGAAAAUGGUCUCGUUUCCCAGCCCAAGAGUACUUUGUCUGUUUUUGGGGAAUAUUUAGGAAGUGGGUUUUUGAUAUGGGUCUCAGAAUAUUCCAAAUUCUAACCAACUGAAUGAUAAGUUCGAAGACGUUACAGUGUUUCUGUUGAGUUGUUUGAGCAAUAUACAGCUAGUCGUAAUCAUACUGAACUACUUUUGUCAUUAGAGGGAAAGGCUGUGCUGCUUCUUGAUGAUGCUGUAUAUGGUGCUGAAACGCAUGAUUGUGUCAAACAGACAUGUAAUGUUAAAGAAAAAAAAGUAUUUAAAUUAUGAAUUAAUAGCUGUCUUUCUAAAAGAAUGCAUGACUUCAAACUGUUUGUGUUAAAAAUAGUGCAGUUUGUUAAUUACCUCUGGGUGUCACUAUUACAUCGGUAAACCAUUGACGGGUUUCUCCCUCCCCUUUCAAGGCUUUUGUUUUCUACUGAACAGCUAAGAAGGUUUUUGAAUCAAGCACACGAGCCGAUGGAGUCACGCAUUGGUUUUUGAAAAUGUGCGAUCUUGAGAGAGUUGGAUAUAAAUAAUUGUUUGUUGAAGUAACAACCUCCCGUAUGUAUAUGUGUUGUUGGAUAACGAUGGGGAUCGAUUCAAAAUCUCGGACAAAGGACUGCUCCUGGUUGGCUUUUUAUUUGGUUCUACUGCUGUUCGGAAAACAGGCUUUGGCUCAGAUACGGUACUCUAUUCCCGAGGAGGUACAAGAGGGAACUGUUGUUGGAAAUGUUGCGAAGGAUCUUGGCCUUGACAUCACCUCUUUGAUUGCUCGACGGUUCCGUGUUGUAUCUGGAAGUAAGGACGCUAUUUUUGAGGUAAACCAGAAUAAUGGGGCUUUGUACGUCGACAAGCACAUUGACAGAGAGGAGCUCUGUCAAGGCAGCGGUGCAUGCCUGAUGGAGCUAAAGAUCCUCGUUGAAACCCCUUUGGAAAUACACUAUGUGCUUGUAGAAAUUACUGAUGUAAAUGAUCACUCUCCUAGUUUUCCUGAAAGGGAACAGAUAUUUGAAAUAGCUGAGCAUACAUUGCCGGGAAGGCGAUUUCAACUGCACACUGCUCGUGAUCCCGAUGCUGGAAGUAACUCUAUCCGUACAUACACUUUGACGUCAAAUAACCACUUUGAAGUAGACAUCCGUCAAAGUGAUGAGGACAAAAUACCAUUUGUAGUGCUGAAGAAAUCGUUAGAUAGAGAAGAAAAGAACAAACACACGCUACUGGUUACAGCAGUUGAUGGAGGUAAACCUCCAAAAUCCGGGACACUAAAUGUUUCUAUUAUUGUUCUUGACAUUAAUGAUAAUCGUCCACUAUUUAGUCAGGAUACUUUUCAAAUAGACAUAUAUGAAAAUGCUCCAUUCGGUACCUCAAUAUUUAAAAUGAAUGCUACGGAUCCUGAUGAAGGCACAAAUGGGGAAAUUGAAUACAGCCUUGGAAAAACCAUGAAGCAAAAAAUCUAUGAAAUGUUUGAGUUGGACAAAAUAACUGGAGAGAUUAGAAUUAAAGGAGUUGUGGACUAUGAAGAAAACGAGGUUUAUAAACUCGAUGUUGAGGCAUCAGAUAAAGCAACACCGCCAUUAACGGGUGAGUGUAGGGUCGUUAUAAAAAUAAUAGAUGUCAACGACAAUCCACCAGAGAUAGAAGUAACAUCACUGUCAAAUACAGUAUCUGAAGACUCAAAGCCUGGAACAGUUAUUUCACUUAUUAGUGUAACGGAUAGAGACUCCGGUGUCAAUGGAAAAAUAAUAUCAAGCAUAACCUCAGACGUUCCUUUUGAAUUAAAACCUUCUUAUAAGGAAAACAUAUAUUCAGUUGUCACGAAGGGAUUUUUGGAUCGAGAGGAGGUGUCACAUUAUGAAAUAACAAUAAAAACCAUCGAUUGUGGUGAACCUCCCUUAUCUAGUGUCAAAACACUGAGUAUUCAGAUAUCGGAUGUAAACGACAACAGCCCACAUUUUCAGCAAGCCCCUUUAGAGUUUUAUCUUGUAGAAAAUAACGUUGCCGGAAAUUCAAUUUUCUCUGUUAGCGCAACGGACAAAGACGUGAAUGACAAUGCAGCUGUGUCAUAUCAUAUAGUGAGAGAAGGUAGUCAAAAUGACAUCAUGUCUUUUCUAAAUAUAAAUUCUGAUAACGGUUACAUUUCAGCACUAAAAAGUUUUGACUUUGAAAUUCUGAAAACGUUCCAGUUCCAAGUUGUUGCCACAGAUUCUGGA